Molecule: messenger RNA, 1669 nt
Organism: Solenopsis invicta (red fire ant)
Lineage: Eukaryota; Metazoa; Arthropoda; Insecta; Hymenoptera; Formicidae
Exons: 2
Coding region: 493-1383 (296 amino acids)
Source: RefSeq, a predicted model, not a curated record
GAAAGUUUUGCAACAGGAAAAGGCGUUAGACAAGGAUGUGUGAUGAGUCCACUCUUGUUCAAUUUGUAUACAGCGGAAUUAGAGCAGGUUUUAAGGAACAGGGGAAUAGGGGCGUAGCAAUAGGUAAGAUAAGGAUAUGGGAAUUGGCGUAUGCGGACGACAUAGCGCUGAUAGCAAAAAAAUAGAGAAGCACUACGAGAAAUGAUGAGCACGCUCAAGCGUUUCUUGGCAGACAGGAAAUUGAAAUUAUGUCCAGAGAAAACGAAGAUAAUGGUCUUUUAUAGGAAAAAGAAAGAAAAAAUAGAAAAAUGGAAGUGGAGGAAAGAAAGAAUUGAGGAAGUACAGGCGUUUAAAUACUUAGGCUUUAUAUUAAAUAACAGAGGUAGUUAUAAGGAAUAUGUAAAGCAAUUAUGUGGUAAAGGUAGAAUAGCAGUAAGGAAAGUAUGGGGAUUAGGAGAGAGAAUUUGUAGAAACGACAUAAAGAGGAGAUAGAUGUUGUUCACAUGCCUGAUGCAAAGUGUGAUGGCGUAUGAGGUGGAAAUCUGGGGAUGGACAGAGAUCGAGAAACUAGAGAAAAUAAUGAUGGACUACGUCAGGUGGAUGUUUAGACUGGAUUUGUGUACACCAAGAUACAUCAUCUCAAGAGAGCUGUUAAUGGACAAAUUAAGAGUCGGAUGGGGGAUCAGAGCGAGGAGAUAUGAGAAUAGAAUUAAAGUAGGGAGAAAUAGUUGGAGUGUUGGAAAAAUAGUUAAGGAGUGUUGGAAGGAAAAAGAGCAGAACAACUGGAGCGAUAUAUAUGGGAUAGAAAGGGAAAAAUACUAUAACAGGAAUGGCUGGGGAACAGAAGCAAAAGAGGUAAAAGAAGACGUGGGAGACGAUUUGGAAAAGGACUUAAUUGACAGGGAAAGAGAUAUUCAGAGGCAAUGGGAGAACAAAAACAUUAAUGCGCCAAGAUACAAUAGGAGAUAUAAGAAAAUAGGGUUAGAUGUGAAGUUGCCGAAUUAUUUAAAAAGUAGGAAUGUAGAGGAUUUAAACAGAGGAGAGAAAAUAAGAGCCAAGAUAAAAGUAAGAUGUGGUAAUCUAGAACAAACGAAUAAAUAUUGGUUAGAAGAAAGACAGAGACUAUGUAUAUUUUGCGAAGAAGACUGGGACUGUCUAGAGCACUACGUCAAGGAUUGCGUGAAAACAAGCGUAUGGUUUGCGGAUUUAGGAGCUGAUAAGGACAGAGUUGUAGAACAGAUAUGCGAGGAAGACACGGACAGGCGGAAGGGGGAAAUAUUGAAGAAGCUAUGGAAAGAGAGGGAAAGAGAAUUAAAAAGAAGAAAGGAGGCAAGCGAUGAGAGGGGAAAAAACAAAAAUAAUAUUACCGAAAUAGUAGAGUAAGACAACAGGAUUUAGACUGAAGAAAUAGGUAAUAACUGUAAUAUAAGGUAAUUGUAUAAUUGUAUAAAGUAAAUAAUAAUUGUAUAAUUGUAUAAAGUAUGGAAAAUGUAAAGAGGCUGUGAUCUCUAAGUCAUAGAAUUAAUAAUUAAUAAUUGAAUAGGUGAGAAUAGGUACAAGUAAUACUCCCGUAGGGGUCUGGAGACGUUUCGGGGCCUCCCGAGGCCGUGCAACUACUCCAGAUACAGGAAUUGGCGGUUCCCUAGCUCGCUAGGGGGUCUGCGGUCUC